Messenger RNA from Mugil cephalus (flathead mullet), 3452 nucleotides. RefSeq names its product ceramide synthase 2-like. Gene Ontology annotation, cellular component: membrane. The transcript is spliced from 11 exons. Gene Ontology annotation, biological process: ceramide biosynthetic process. Gene Ontology annotation, molecular function: sphingosine N-acyltransferase activity; DNA binding. Lineage: Eukaryota; Metazoa; Chordata; Actinopteri; Mugiliformes; Mugilidae. Bases 86 to 1303 code for a protein of 405 amino acids. The record is from RefSeq and is a predicted model, not a curated record.
GCAGGGUGCGUCAGACACGCUCCUCCUCUGCCGUCUCUUUCAGCCUCUAGACAUUUCCCAUCACCAUCACAGGAGAGCGGACAGGAUGGAGACGCUGUUAAAUGAGUGGCUGUGGCAGGAGGACUACUGGCUUCCUCCUGGUAUCCAGUGGCAGGACAUUAAAAUGAGGGAAGAUGAGGGCUACUUUCCUCUACCCAGGGAUCUCAUCUACACUGUGCCGCUGGCCUUUGCCUUUAUAGCCCUCAGAUACGUCUUUGAGAGGCUCAUCGCCAUCCCGCUGAGCAAAUGUUUAGGUGUGAAAGAUCGGAUUCGUGUUCGAGCUCCUCCAAUCCCAAAGUUGGAAGCCUUUUACAAACAGAAGAGUCGACAACCAUCACAAUGUGAAGUGGUGAGUUUGGGCAAGCAGUGUGGUCUAUCCCAGAGAAAGAUCCAGGCUUGGUUCAGACACAGAAGGAACCAAGACCGGCCCAGCAACACCAAAAAGUUCUGCGAGGCCUCCUGGCGGUUUGUGUUCUACCUUGUAGCAUUCAUAGCAGGGCUCGGCUCUUUAAUUAAUACUCCGUGGUUCUGGGAUCAGAGAGAGUGUUGGAGGGGUUAUCCCAAACAGCCUGUAGCUGAUGCUCAUUAUUGGUAUUACAUCCUGGAGCUGGGUUUCUACUUGUCCCUGCUGCUAUGUGUCUCUGUGGACGUCAAGCGAAAAGAUUUCAAGGAGCAAGUAAUCCAUCACAUCGCCACCAUAUUCCUCAUCAGUUUCUCCUACUGCACCAACUUUGUGAGGAUUGGCACACUGGUGAUGCUGGUGCAUGACUCCUCUGACUUUCUUCUCGAGUCUGCCAAGAUGCUUCACUAUGCAGUGUGGACAAGGACGUGCGACUCUCUGUUUGUCGUCUUCGCUGUGGUCUUCCUGAUCACACGGUUGGUGGUGUUUCCUUGCAGAGUGGUCUACUCGACCCUGGUAGAGUCUCUUGAAUUUUUCCAGCCCUUCUUUGGUUAUUAUUUCUUCAAUGCUCUGCUGUUGGUGCUCCAAGCGCUGCACAUCUUCUGGGCCUAUCUGAUCCUGCGUAUGGUCUACAAGUUUGCGUUCAUGGGCAAGGUUGAGAAGGAUGAACGCAGCGAUGAGGAGAGUGAAGUGGAUGAUGGUGAGGAAGAGGAGGAAGAGCCUGAGGAAGAAGAGGAUGAGAGAAGCUGGGAGCAAAGGAAGGGUACAAUUAACUCCAAACUGGCAUCGCUGGCUAACAACUGUGUCCUGAACAACCUGACCAACCAGAGGAAUAUAAAUAGCAGGCUCCCCAAAGCCAGGUAGUUGAGCAGCUUCCUUCCCUGCUCAAACAAGUAGUUAUUUCCACUUCUUAUUCCACGCUUACUGGAGAUCAGUUCAUUUCUGCCAUAUGAUUCAUACCGUUUGUGUGCAUCCAACACGGUCCUUUGAUGAUUUCAGGUCUGCAUCUGCUAAUCUCAGAACAAUAGGGCAAAAAAAGCACAGAUGAUUGUAAAUCCUCAUAACCAGUGUGGGGGAAGAAACAGCAUUGUAGUUACCCCUCACUCUGCUUAAUGUAAAUAUAAACUAUAAAUAGUAAAACAAGGAGGUGGUGAAAUGUCCUUGACAUCUAAUCAUAGUUUGUGCAUCAUUGUGUUGCAUCAUAAUUUUGUAUUUAUUCUGUUUCUUUCCAUUGUAUUAUAAUAAUUUGUAAAUAACUCCAGACAGAACCUGCUUAAUUAUUUUUUGUCAACAACAUAAAGCAACUGCCUUUAUAUAAAAUCAAGCUGUCAUGUAAUAUGUAGUUCAGUAUAUUUUAAAGAGACCGACUUAUGACUACAGUUUAUUAGCAAUUUAGCCCUACAGAUUUAUGUCCACACAUGGUUUAUUGUAGAUAUUAAAAGUGUGGACUGUAGUGUCGAUAAAUCACUUUAUACUAUACUUUAGACUAUUUUUAUGAAUCAUAUUGUUAAUGUUGUAAUCUGUGGCAGAACACUACUGCAAAGGUCCCAUAGGAUUUUGGAGUUAUAUUUUUGUGACAGGAUCAUCUUUGACUUCACCUAAUAAACUGCACUGAAUAGAAUGGAUAUGGCGUCCCCUAAAGGACAAAGUAAGUCAUAUCAACUAAUCCAAAUGACUUUAUUGAAUUGUCCUUACAAAAUACAUAGAAAUUUGGACUAUGGAACCAUAUUGGUGUGUGUCAGGCAGCAUGAUUUCCCAGUAAGGUUUUUAUUAAGGUUUCCUCCACUGGACUUUUGCUUUGUGCCUUGGCUGCUGUUUUUAAACUAUUUUAUUACGUGUGUAUGCAAAAAUGUUUGCUCUUAUUAGAUAACCACAUGAAAAGUACUGAAGUCCAUUUCUGCUAAUAUGAUGAAAAAAAAAAGAAUCCUCAUCAUAAUGAGAUUUUGUUUUGAAAUUAUGUGUUGGUGUCUCCAAAUAAUAAAAAAAAUACUCAGCAAAGCAAUGAAAAGUAUGCCAAAUACAGUAAAACCUUUCUCAGUAUCUUAAUUCUGAAAUACUAACUCAAUAUUUUGAGAAGGUUUCUGAUUAGUUUGACAUACUAACUCAUUAUACUGCAAAGCCAAGUUAUUUUGAGAACAUUUCUCAUUUUGAGAGAUCUUGUCAUUGUUUUGAGGAGGUGCAGUUGGACCCUGUUUUGUGACAUGAUGUCAUUAUUUCAAUAAGUUUUUCCACUAUAAUGACUUACAUUGAAUACUUUUUCAUCACAGUUGCAGAAAUCGGCUUCCAUAGGUUAAGUCCUAACUGUGGCUUAAAUGUAUUUGGUUGAAAGAGAGCAUGCACACAGAUGGGCAUUAGCGAGAUACUUUAAUAGUGGAGUUAUCUUCAAGAAUCAAAUGUUCCAGAUGAAUAAACAUCCGGGUGAUACAAAGAGAGAAUUUUUAUAAAUGUUGAUAACAUAUUUUAGUCUGAGCUCUAACAGGAAACAGGUUAAAAUGAAUUAAAUGUUUUUAUCCAACAUACUGGAGAAGAGUGAAAUACGAGCCAGUAUCUGCUGCUGUUGUGACUUUUAAUAAUAUUCCACAGAUAUUGUUCAGAAACCAUAUUGUUGACUAUGAUGACAUUUUAUAGUGUGAUAAUAGGAACUCUCCAAAAACAAGUGGCUUAUGUGAACUGCACUGUAUGUAAUAAUCUUUCAUCUGAAGAUGUAUGAGAUAGCAGUUGAAAUAGAAUCAUAACUGUACAAGAACCUCGUAGCUCUGAGGUCCACAAUACAAAAUGGGAUUAAACAGAGAGCACUAAAAGGGCUGAUCCACUGAAAUGAAACAUCCACUAGAAUGGUGUUGUUGUUUUUUAAAAGCAAAAAAAAAAAAAAAAAAAGCAGAGGUGUGAUUUUACUCUUUAACUGCAUUACAUGACUGUUAUCUCUUAUGAGUGCACAUGGAUGCUUUGUUGAUUGAAAUGCUUAAAUAAAUCACUCCUAUUAAACAGAACAGCAACUGGUGUCUUAGACUCA